Falco peregrinus (peregrine falcon) is the source of this 3303-nucleotide messenger RNA. RefSeq names its product RAD50 interactor 1 (gene RINT1). Lineage: Eukaryota; Metazoa; Chordata; Aves; Falconiformes; Falconidae. Gene Ontology annotation, cellular component: Dsl1/NZR complex. Gene Ontology annotation, biological process: retrograde vesicle-mediated transport, Golgi to endoplasmic reticulum; endoplasmic reticulum to Golgi vesicle-mediated transport; regulation of ER to Golgi vesicle-mediated transport. The coding region runs from base 503 to 2806 and encodes 767 amino acids. The record is from RefSeq and is a predicted model, not a curated record. The transcript is spliced from 14 exons.
UUUUUUUUUUUUAAUUCAUUUCUUUGUCAGCAACAGCCUUGGUCUCCCAGUUUGUUCUACUGGCUGCUCGCUGCUGCUUCUCCAACUUUGGCUCAGCAACUGCACCGUUUUCUCACUCUUUCCUGUCGUAUGCCUAAUAGUUUGGGGUUUUUUUACUUAAUGAAAACUUGUAGCAGAUAAAGUACAAGUGUAUGAUUUUCAUUUAUCACUUUUGAGAGUGAUACUAAAAAACUGAGAACUGAACUAGCCAAACAGUUGUCAUUGUUGCCUUUUUUUGUUUCACGGUACGUGAUCCUCUCAAUUUCAGGUCUGGUUUUCUCCGGAUGCUGCCAAAUGUGUGUAGAUCAGCAAGUGCCUUUUCUGUUAAACUGCGUGGGUUUUCUCAAUGAUGAUUUUACUCUACAAAUCGUCGCAAGACUUGAGCGGAUUCUUUGCUAGUAUAAGUCAGUCAUCAGUUGAUAUCUCUGGAGCAUCCUAAACUGUGCAAAGAGAGAAAGAAAACAUGGCAGCUGUUGCUGUUGGAAAGAAAGAAGUCACUAGAGACCUAGAUCAUUGUGAUAUCCCAUACUAUGUUUCUGAAUUUGUGGAAAGAGAAGUUGGAAAUGACUAUGAUUCUCUUAGGAAGCUAGACAGCCUUAUUGAUAAGCUAUCUGAAAAUAAAAAGCAGUUAGAAGAACAGGUACUUACAGUUUCAUCGGAAGUUCCUAAAAGAAUACAGAAUGCUUUAAAGAAUGCAGAAGAUUCUAAAAAGUCUCUGGGUCGGCUUCUAGAGGAAGAAGCUCUUCUGUCUGUUUCAGUCAGUAGCCACUUACUGAAAGCACAGCCAUGCAUGGAGGAUCUCCAUGUACUAAUUAGUCAAGUGGAAGAGAUUGAACGACACCUGGCCUAUCUUAAAUGGAUUUCACGAAUAGAAGAGUUAAGUGAUAGCAUUCAGCAAUAUCUGAUGACCAACAAUGUUCCAGAGGCAGCCAGUACUCUAGCGUUCAUGGCAGAACUAGAUAUUAAACUUCAGGAAUCAUCUUGUUCUCAUCUUCUUGCUUUUGUGAGAUCCACUGUUAAAUUCUGGCAUAAAAUUCUUAAAGACAAAUUGUCGAGUGACUUUGAAGAGGUACUAACCCAGCUCCGCUGGCCAUUUGUGGGGCCACCACAGUCUCAGGCAUUCGGCCUUGCUGCACCAGCCAGUGCUCCUGAUGUAUACAACAAUUUGGAGAUGUUGUUUUGUCAGCUUCUGAAAUUGCAAACCUCAGAUGAACUGUUAACCACACCUAAACAAUUUCCAGAAAAGUACUCUUUACCCCCAUCGCCACCCAUUAUCCUUCCAAUACAGAUCAUGCUGAAUCCUCUUCAGAAAAGAUUCAAGUAUCAUUUCACUGGAAAUAAACAAACCAAUGUUUUAAACAAGCCUGAGUGGUAUUUAACGCAAGUACUGAUGUGGAUUGGAAAUCAUGCAAAGUUCCUUGAUGACAAAAUCCAGCCAAUACUGGACAAGGCAGGAUCUUCAGUGAAUGCUGGGCUUGAAUUCUCUCGUGCUCUAGUAAUGCUGAUUUUGGAGAAGCUGGCUGCUGAUAUUCCAUGCCUGUUGUAUGAUGAUACGCUCUUUUGUCACCUUGUGGAUGAGGUACUUCUAUUUGAGAGAGAGUUAUACAGUGUUCAUGGUUAUCUCAGCAGCCUUCCCAGCUGCAUGCAUAUUCUGUCAGAAGAAUCCUGCUUCCAAAGGUGGCUAACAGUGGAAAAAAAAUUUGCUCUUCAGAAAAUGGACUCGAUGCUUUCAUCAGAGGCUGCGUGGAUAUCACAAUACAAAGAUAUCACUGAUGUAGAUGAAAUGAAAGUCCCAGACUGCGCUGAAACUUUUAUGACUCUGUUGUUAGUUAUAACAGACCGGUAUAAGAAUCUUCCAACAGAUUCCAGAAAACUACAGUUCCUGGGCUUACAGAAGGAGUUAGUUGAUGAUUUCAGGAUACGAUUAACUCAAGUAAUGAAGGAAGAGACUAGAGCUUCCUUAGGAUUCCGAUACUGUGCAAUCCUUAACGCUGUUAACUAUAUAGCAACGGUGUUGGCAGACUGGGCUGACAAUGUAUUCUUCUUGCAGCUACAGCAGGCCGAGCUGGAGGUUUGUGCAGAAAGUAGUGCUGUGAGUCAACUGCAGCUCGGGCAGCUGGCUUCCAUGGAGAGUUCUGUCUUUGAUGAAAUGAUUAACCUCCUGGAACGUCUGAAACAUGACAUGCUGACUCGUCAAGUAGAUCAUGUCUUCAAAGAGGUCAAAGAUGCUGCAAAGCUGUACAAAAAAGAGAGGUGGUUAUCUUUACCAUCUCAAGCAGAGCAAGCAGUAAUGUCUUUAUCAAGCACAGCUUGCCCGAUGUUGUUGACCCUACGAGACCGCUUGCUACAACUAGAACAGCAGCUCUGUCACUCGCUGUUCAAAAUUUUCUGGCAAAUGCUUGCAGAGAAGGUGGAUAUAUACAUAUAUCAGGAAAUAAUUAUGGCAAAUCAUUUCAACGAAGGAGGAGCAGCACAACUCCAGUUUGACAUGGCUAGAAAUCUGUUCCCUUUAUUUUCACACUACUGCAAGAGGCCAGAAAACUACUUCAAGCACAUAAAAGAAGCCUGCAUUAUCCUGAACCUGAAUGUUGGCUCUGCCUUGCUUCUGAAGGAUGUACUACAGUCAGCUUCAGAAAGUGACACGUUAAAGCCAAACCAACCAUCCGCAACAGCAGCACUAAACGAACUUGGAGUUUAUAAAUUAGCUCAAAAAGAUGUUGAGAUUCUUCUCAAUUUGAGAGCUAGUUGGCCAAAUACAGGAAAAUAAAGACUUCUUCAGGAAUGGUUAAUACAGUAACUUGGUCUAGAUUACUUAUUUCAAACAAAAGCAAAGCAAAUAAGUAUUAAUACUUGUGUAGGUUUUUUCAAUACUCUAUGCUGAAUGAUUGGUUUAAUCUAGUCUUAUACCUUACUGUAUACGGUUUUAGAAAAAUUUCAAAACACUCCUGACUUGUGUGCAGCCCCCUUGCUGCUGCAUUUGGAAGCUAAAACUGUCUUCACCUCUAAUGAAUACAUCUGCCUUGUCAAUGUUGUGUGCUGGGUAAUGUUCUAAGAAAUAGAGAGUAUGUAAACACACCCGUAUACAAUAUGGGCAACUCUUUUGUAUGAACAGGUCCACCUUCAUUGAAGCACAGAUUUUUUACAUCUUUAAGCCCCAAGUAAUGGGUAUUCUUUAUUGAAAUGUGUAUAAACAAGACACAGAAGGAAAGAAUGAAGGAAUAUGUCACUUUGAAUAAAGAAAACACACUAUUUUUUUUCUUCUGU